UCUGCAAAGUGCAAACUUUAUCAUAUCAUCGCCAUCAUCCUAGUCCUUGGCUUGGCCUCGAAAGAAUCAUAAUCUAAUCAGAAGUCUGCCUGAAUUUGGAAUCAUAAACCAGCGACAACCAACCAACCAACCAACAAUACCUUUCCCGUCGACCUUUUAAGGGAGGAACUGGAAAGCGGAAGGGCGGCGGCCGAAGCCUAUUCGGAAUAAGUUAAGACAUCCACGUGGACUCCUUCCCUGUUCCCCUUUCUUGUCCUCCUCUUCCAACCCGAUCCGCCCCGCUUUCGACCCUCUCUCUCUCUCUCUCUCUCUCUCUCUCUCUACGUCGUUGCCGUGAGCCUCCGAGAGAAAUAGCUUUGCCAUGGACGAGAAUUCUGCAGCUAUCGAGGCGUUUCUGAGAGAAGAAGGGAUCGCCAAUUUUAACGGCGAUGAUGAUCAGGGAUGGCAGACGGUGUCGUACCAGAAGCGCAGCAGGAGGCAUCCGGCCAAGGCGCCGGAGAUCGUCUCCGAUCCCCGGAGGGCGGGAUUUGACUCGACGACUGACGUCUUCCGUUCGAUCGAGCAGCAAUCCGAGGAGCGCCGCCGCCGGCUGGAAGCGCAGAGGGCGGCCGUGGAGGCCGCCGCGGAGAACUCUGCCGUCAAAUUGAGCAGCGAAGACGGCCUGGGUGGCAGUGAUGUCGACGCCGGCGAUGGAGUCGACAAUGGCGGUGCCGUGGUGAAGGCCGCCAAGCAGAAGAAGCCUAAGAAACCCAAGGUUACUGUUGCUGAGGCAGCUGCGAAGAUUGAUGAUUCUGAUCUCGCGGCUUUCCUCGCUGAUAUAACGGCUUCUUUUGAAUCGCAGCCGGAUAUACUGCUUAUGCGAUUCGCGGACUAUUUUGGUCGUGCGUUUGCUUCAGUGAGCGCGUCUCAAUUUCCAUGGUUGAAGACAUUCAUGGAGUCUUCUGUUGCAAAGAUUGUUGACAUCCCUCUUUCUCAUAUAUCUGAAGCAGUUUAUAGGACGUCAACUGACUGGCUUAGCUACCGCUCUUCUGAAGAACUUGCUUCUUUUGUAAGAUGGUCAUUGGACAGUAUACUUGCUGACCUAGCUAUCCAUCAAGGAGCUGCAAAGGGACUUAAAAAGAUGUCUCACCAGGCACCUUCAAAAUCUCAGAUCGCCAUAUUUGUGGUUUUAGCAAUGACAUUGCGACGGAAACCUGAUGUGUUGAUCAGUCUAAUGCCCGUCAUAAGGGACGAUACGAAAUAUCAAGGACAAGAUAAGCUUCCGGUCAUAGUGUGGAUAAUUGCUCAGGCUUCUCAAGGAGAUUUGGUUGUGGGGCUCUUCGUGUGGGUACAUUUCCUCUUACCUAUGCUAAACAGUAAAUCAAAUUGCAACCCUCAGUCGAGGGACCUGGUUCUGCAGUUGGUGGAGAGAAUUCUAUCUGCCCCAAAAGCUCGUCCUAUUCUACUAAAUGGUGCUGUUAGAAAAGGGGAGCGCGUGGUGCCACCAUCUGCCCUUGAGUUUCUUAUGAGAGCCGCACACCCUGCUCCUUCAGCUAGAGUCAAGGCAACUGAGAGGUUUGAAGCAGUGUAUCCCACCUUAAAAGAGAUUGCUCUUUCUGGUUCCCUGGGAAGCAAAGCAAUGAAACAAACUACGCAGCAAAUAUUUCAAUUUGCAGUCAAAGCUGCUGGAGAAGAAGCAGAUAUUCCUGAUCUAUCAACAGAAGCAAGCAGUAUAUUCUUAUGGUGUUUGACUCAAAACCCUGACUGUUACAAGCUAUGGGAUAACCUUUAUCUGGAUAAUCUUGAAGCCAGUCAUCUUGUUCUGAAAAAGCUGACUGAGGAAUGGAAGGAACACUCCGUUAAGCAUCCUACUCUGGAGCCUUUGAAGGUUACUCUAGCAAGUUUCAGACAGAAGAACGACAAAGCAUUGGUGGCAGCGAAGGAUGCUGCUCGUCAAGCAUGCAUAAGGGAUGCCGACAAGCAUUGCAAGGUGCUGCUGGGACGACUGUCAAGGAGCCAUGGAUGCAUGAAAAGCAUGGUGUUGAUGUCCAUUGCGUUGGUCGUUGGCGUUGCUGUCAUAUCCCAGAACAUGGAAUCUUGGGACGACCUGAAAAAACUUUUGGCAGAUUUUAACUUGUCUUGAUCUUGCAGAGUUUUAUAUGAGCAGGUGGUGGCAUAUCUAAGUUAUAUCCGGGACAGAUGAGAUGACCAAAUUGGUCCAAUAGCAAAACCGGGAAGGGAUUUGUAAUUUGAGUUGGUUUCAUCUUGAAUUUUCUUUCUGACAGGAUCCCAUUGGGUUUUAGUGAAAAAGAGCGGCGGCCCAAAUGUUUUUUCGGCCAUAAAUUUUAUAAACGUUGAUGCAUCCGUGGGUAUGGUCCUGCU
Diospyros lotus (date-plum) is the source of this 2361-nucleotide messenger RNA. RefSeq lists its product as uncharacterized. Gene Ontology annotation, cellular component: Golgi apparatus; endoplasmic reticulum. The coding region runs from base 362 to 2122 and encodes 586 amino acids. The transcript is spliced from 10 exons. The record is from RefSeq and is a predicted model, not a curated record. Lineage: Eukaryota; Viridiplantae; Streptophyta; Magnoliopsida; Ericales; Ebenaceae.